Molecule: messenger RNA, 612 nt
Organism: Colletotrichum destructivum
Lineage: Eukaryota; Fungi; Ascomycota; Sordariomycetes; Glomerellales; Glomerellaceae
Product: Putative glycolipid transfer protein
Exons: 4
Coding region: 1-612 (203 amino acids)
Biological process (GO): intermembrane lipid transfer
Cellular component (GO): cytoplasm
Molecular function (GO): lipid transfer activity
Source: RefSeq, a predicted model, not a curated record
AUGUCAGCCCCGGUUUCAAAUCAAGUCGACAACCUCGGCAAGAGUGUCGCUGUGCUUGAUGCCAGCGUCAGCCCCGAUGGGCAGAUUGGCUCGUCGCAAUUCCUUGACGCUGUCGACUCCCUGCUUCAGGUUUUCGACAUUGUGGAAAACGAUCCCCUCGAGGGGGGAAGGAAUUCCUGUGAGGAAAAUGUCUCGAAAAUUCGAAAUGCAAUGCAAUCCCUCCCAGGCCAGGCUGCAUACGUUCAAACUCUUAUUCAGGCCGAACGAGCUAGUGGACAACAUGAGGCGACUGAAGCCCUCCUGUGGCUGACGCGCGGUCUCGAGUUUUACGUCGCGUCGGUGAGGCGCAUUGCGAACAACACAUCCGAGAAGCUGUCCGCCAGCAUCGUGGACGCCUACAAAGACACGCUCAAGAAGCACCACGGCUUUGUCGCCAAGACGGCCAUCAAAGUAGCCGUGUCCAAGACGUGUCCAACUCGCGACGCACUACUCCGUAAGCUGGGUCAAGACCCCACGAUGGUCGUGAACGCUCUGCAAGCCUCUGCGACAAGCUUCGAGCGCGUAUUGCACGUUUUGGCCCCGUUCCUCGCAAGGAGCGACAUCAAGUUCUAG